AUGAGCACAGAAAGAACUCAACCAAAAACUCUCCCCAUCCAGCUGAAAAUCCCUCGACUAAAAAUAGGAAUAAUAGAGAAAAAGAUGAAAGAAGAAAUAGACUUAAACGAAAGUGAUCUUUUGAGAAAAAGUGGCCAUCCGCAAUCUCCAACUGAUUUUUCAAGCUUUUCACAGACCAGUAAAACUUUGAGAUCUAUAAACCGGAUAAAUAGAGAGCAUUUAAAAGAUUUUUUGUCUGCUGAUCGAAAAAGAAAUCUAAUUAUCGCAAAAACGUGCAGAGAUGUUUCACAUUUAAAGGAUAAACACCAGAUAAUAAAAAAUAUAGUUAAGCUUCCAGAUCUGUCUGGAGGCAAUGCAUAUUAAUAAAAUGGUUACGUGCGGAAGUUAUUGUCUUCGAUAGCCUUCAUAACCGCGAUAUCUAUUAUUAUAGGGUUUAGUCAUUCAUGUGGGCCUUUAUCCACAUGUACCAAUACGGAAGUACUGCACAGGCCAAAGACCCUACAUUACUGCCUGGCACACCAGAGGGGGUGGCCUUUAGGUGGAGCUCGCACUGGAGUUAGAUUCAGGCAAGAUCAAACGCGACUAGUGAAGACUUUCUGCCUCGUAGGUGGGAUCUUCUGAAAUGCUUGCAAGAUAGGAUAGCAGCUAAUUUCUCCACUUGGGAGUUAAAAAGGAUUGGCUUUGGUCUAAGCAUCCUGCUGAACACAUUAAAAUCUAAAUAACUAGCAACAGUCGAGGCAAGGCAGCUACUCAGGUCUUGCCGAUUUCCCCAGAGCAUUUAAAAAAGUUCAUAUAUUCAGUAGAGAAGUUAGGACUUCCAGCUGCAAGCCCUAGAGGAAUCAUGACAGGACUGGGUUGCUCAAAAGAAAAAUGUUUAGAAAAAGUCGUUUCGACAAAUGUAAACAACGUUUCAUUUCAAGAAAGCUUGGAGCAGUUCAAAUUAAAAAUAAAAACUGAUCCAACCAAUGUAACAGCCCCCAAAACUCCCCAGCCAAAGUUUCUUGACUCAAUUUUGGCUGAAAAAAAAACUGUAGAAAAAGAAGACCCUUUUGUUUACCUAGGAUCUCCAACUGGCCGACAGGAAGUCCAAAACUUAAAAGAAUGGUUUGCCUAUAUGCAGGAAAACCAUUUAAAUAAACUUUUAGAUCAGAAAUUAUUAAGCGAAAUCGGAGAAGACGAAAAAGCCGAUAAAUUCGAAAUUGCUGAUGUAAUUUUAAAAACUGGGCUAAGAGAAAUUGUCAGACAGGUUUCUGUGUAUUGUGUGGAAAGAGGCGAAUUAUUAUCAAUUAUUGUUGAAAGAUAUUUGGACUAUUGGAAAAUUUGCUGCUCAUUAUUAGAAGAUGACAUUAAACGGUUAAAAGAAGAGUACACUAAAGAAAUUGAGAGACUUACAGCAAAUGGGAAAGAAAAAGAUAAAGCUUACAAUGCAAAAAUACUGGAACUAGGUAAAGAAAAUGCAAUAAUUCUAGCAGCUUCUAACUCAAAAGAUAUAGAAAUAAGUCGUUUAAGAGAAAACAUUAGAAGAUUUAAAGCAGAACGAGCUUACCGAAUGAAAAAAGAUUUCGAGCACUACACAAGCGCCAUAAGAAAAUUUCAAGAAGAGCUGAAAGAGUCAGAUCUUAAUCCAGAAAAUGUGAAAACAGGAAAAUCUAAAGUCUUUAUUAUGCAGAAAUUGGAUGAGGCACAAAGGAUUGUAUCAAAACUAAAAUUAAAAAAAGAGUAUAAUGACGCAUUGACCAUUGUGGACAGUGAAGAAAAUGUUGCAUGAAUUGACCAAGAUAUGAUUGAUGAUGAUAUAGAAGAGCCUUAUAAAGAUGAAGAAGUCCAAGUGGAAUUCGUCAAAGAAACAGAAGAAAAACAAACUAUGACUUUUUGAUAUGUUCUAGAUAAAUCAAUGGAAACAGACGAAAUUGACUUACUUCCCCUUCUAAGUGAACAAAAAAUAUGCUCUUUGCGAAAGGAGUUUAAUAUUUUUUUAUAGUAAAUAUUUUUUGGAAAUUAAAAAAUUAAAAUUCGUAAAAUUGGAAAGCAAAAUUAAUUUAAUAAUUUGUAAAAUUUAUAUUUUAAAAUGCAAGCUGUUUAAUUUCAUUAGAAUUAGCUAGAGAUUUCAUUAUAAAUAUUUAUCACUUAUAUACCAAAAUAUAUUUUCAUAAAAAUUUUUAUAUCAAAAAUUAUUGCUUGCUCACGGAGGAUAGAUUUUUACCCAAAAAAUAGGGAUUUUUCUAAUUUUUUUGUUGUGGGAGUUAGGAUACCGCACUGACUCACAUGAAAUUCUUGUCCUAGGUGAUGAGAAUAACUAUAGUUUUGUAGCAGAUGGCCAAGAAAACCACUCUGAUUCUGUAAUGCUAGAUGAGUUAAAACCAAACAUAGAAACAGGGAACACAGAAGCAGAAGACAGUCAAGAUUCUUCUGCAUCUUCUUCAUCCCUUAUUAAGACUAAAAAGACCAAAAAGAAAAAAAUAUCGAUUAUCAUUGAUAAAGAUACUCUGAAUGUUCUUUCAUCGAAAACUCAGCCUUACAUACGAACUGGACAUGAAAGAAGGUCCUUAUCAGUUAUCCCUUCAAAUCCGCCUAACCCGGGCAACGACAACAUUAUCCAAGUAGAUACAUCUCAUGACAUAAGCAUUAAAAGCAGAGAAACACCCAGUCGUGGAUCUGUGUAUCCAGGGAAAAAAAAUUGAAAUUCUGAAAAAAGGAAAAGAAAGAAUAGAGAAAGCCAAACUGAAGGGCUUUUAGAAGAAGAAAUGAAAAAUAAAGAAAUUAUGGAACUGAUGAUAAAUGACAGAGAGGAGUACUUAAAUGCUGUCCAAAAAGAAAUUAUGCUCCAAAAAAACGAAAUAAAUAAAUUAAAGCUCGAAGCUGACAGAUACAGAACUUUCAUCCAUGAAAUAAGUCAGCAAAACCCUGAAGAAGCAAAGCAUUUAUAUGAAAAAAUCGAAAAAGAUGUUGAGAAACUCAAAGAAAAAGGCUAUGUCCCAUCUGAUGUAGAUUUCAAUGCAUGGAAAGCAGGAUAUUACACGGGCUUUGACAAUGGGCACUUUGAAGGGAAAAUCCUUGGGGAGGAAUUAGGUUUCGAGCGAGGAAUGCUGGAGAGUGGGCUUAACCCUCGGCUGAACUCCAGCACCCUUGACCUAUCUAAGGAAUAAAAUGGUGAAGAUGACAGAGAUUUGGCUUCGAGGAGCACUCACACUGGGGCAAGUGGACCAUCCUAAUGAAGCUGAAAGCAGGACCUCUAUGCUUUUUAAAAAAGGAGUCUGAGGUGACAUCCCUGUUGGAAAAUUUCUUUAUCCUCGUGUUUUUGCCAAUAAACUGAAUCAAGGCAUAAGCUUUUUAAUUUUAAAAAAUAUCAAAAGUAUUGUAAACCUAUAAUUUAAUUGAAACAUUUUGACUAGAAAUAGUUAUUUAAAAAUUUUAUUAUUUUAUCAAUAUCUAAAUAAAGAUCUUAAAUUGAAAAUUAUUUCUUUAUUAAACUAAAUUCUCAUAUGAUUAUUAAUUUAGCUUGGUCAGAUUUAUAAAUAAUAAACUUAAAUACUUUUUUUUAAAUAGAUCUAUCGUAUGAUUGCGUUAAAAGUUCUUCGGGUUUUAAUUUUUUAAAAUACAAAAUUAAAGAUAUCAAAAAUUUUUUUAAAAAUGGUCGAUGAUGUUUAAUGUCCAAAUGUGGAAAAUGAAGACCUAAAAUAAUAAGCUUAAAUAUUAGUUUUAAUCAAAGUUAAAAGUUCUUCAAGUUUUAAUUUUCAGAAGAAGGGCACACACAAAUUAAAAAUGUUGAUAAUUUUCACAUGCUAAAAAUGCGCUAUUUUCAAAGAAUUCCCAUUAAUUCAAAUAUAAAGUACACUUAAAUUGUUAUAAAAAACAUAUUUAUGUCUUUUACACUCUUAGAAGUCAUGAUAAUUUAAUUAUGCAACUCAUUGGCUUUAUAUUAAAUUAUUAAUUAUCUAAUAUUAUUAGCUAAAUGUAUUCAUAUUGAUGGAUGGAUAAAUGAGAAUUCAUCAGAUACUUACUUAUGUCUGGUCAAAUCAAGCCUGUUAAGAAAUUCUUCCAACUCAUUAUAGAGCGGUAGACCUGAGUGAUGCGUAGUGAAAGUAUGCUCUUCGUGAACUAAGUAGGCCAUUUCAAAGGGAAGCCUGCUGUGACAAGGUUUUGCAGAGGGCUAGGUAGGUUUUGCCUACCACAUGGUCUUCUUUCAUCGGGACCAUCGGAGCAUCUCAGACACGAAAGCUAUACACAAGGGAGCUGAUCCCUGGAUAGGCGAUUCAUCUCUCUGGAAUUCAAAAGGCGACAUUUGAAGCCAAAGUGAGAGUCGGCUAGUGGCUUAGCUCAACUUAUGGCUAGCAUAAUCACCUCAAUAACACAAAUAACUUGCCGAAAAGGUAAUUUUUAUUUCUCCAAAGGUUUUCCUGUCCCUACUAGGUGGGUUAAAUAGGUUUUGCCUACCACAUGCUCUUUCCUCGGAGAACUAUAUAAUCCCUUGGCUAAAUUUCUUAUGGCCCAUUUUUAUAUGAAAUUUUAAAUUAUGAAUUUGCCUCACUAAAAUCUGCGUUUUGAAACGUAUAUUUGGUUUCCGCAUAUCAAAUUCAAAAUGGCAUGCAUAUGCAUGAUAAGAAAUAAAUGCAACCUAUCAUAAAAACGGUGGCCUGGCCUAAAGUUGAUCCCAUAGACAGGCGGAGUCAAUAUGUGCGACAUUUAGUGAUCUUACCCUCUUAUGGCUAGCAUAAUUGUUUAAUUAGUCGUUUGAUUGACAUAUCUAACUCAACUGAAGGAAACGAAGCUCCCAAGGACAUACUAAAAGUAAAAGAGAGAAAAACCAAAAGAAGGCCAUCAAUCAUGAUAACUGAUGAAGGUGACGGAAGAAAAGCCAAGCGAACAGUCACAAAAAUCAUGGAAUUUAAUUUUCAAAAGCGAGAGCCAAAAACACAGCCAGAGAAGAAAAUCCACAUGGGCCCAAAACUGCUCCAGCACUUCUUACACAAAUCAAUGGACUAUGUGAAAAAUUUCGGAAAAAUCAGUCGAAAAAUGCUAGUCAAGAGCAUUUCAUUUAUAUAUUCAUGCGCCAUAGCUAAAUAUAAGACUGGAGAACUUGUAGACUCACUAGCUGAAUUUGCAUACGAUGAGCUGUUUAGCAAGUAUGGGCUGAAAAAAGUAGCUGAUAAAAAGUAUUUGGAAAUUAUUUCAACUCUGCUUAAAUAUCCUGAUUCCAUAAAAAUCAGCACUUUUACAAGACUACUAGGAAUUGGGAAUAAAAUUGGUCUAACUGAUUAUGCCAAACCAAAACUGUCUUUGAUGUUCUAUAUCUCAAGCAUUGUGAUAAUACUAAAGUCAAAAGUUGGAAUUAUAGUAGGUUUCGAUGAUACUUCUGAGUAUCAAAUGAUACCGACUAUUAGGGCAACUGAGUGUAUUCGUGAAAAAUUCAAUGACUUAGUCUCACAGAACCAAAUUCAAAGAAUCAUUUCACUAGUAGAAAAGCAGUCACAGCCAGACCCUAAAAAAGUCAAUAAAAAUGGAGUGAUUGAUCAGGAUAUUUUACUAGACAUCAUGCUUUCAGAAUAUGAAAAAUAUGAGGCUGGAAUAGUCAGCGCUCUAAACGUCGUUUUUGAUGGAUUUUCUAUUAUCAGCAAAGUUGUGUAUAUAAAUAAGCUCGACUUAGUUUUGAUAACAAGAUAUAUUUCUCCUCACAAAUUUAGCUUAUUAGUAUCCAAAGACGAAAAUAAUAAAGAAAUAUUCACACCAGCUUUUAUUAGUCUAUGCCAAAAUGAUGAUGAAGAAGAAGAGGACGAAAUUCAUAUAGAGAAAGUGAUCAAUUUUUGCAUAGAAAAAGCGAUUUGUAGUCCAGCUGACUUAGAAAAUUAUUUAGGAGGAGAGGUGACCAAAAACAGGCUGUUUAAUUUUAUCGAUCAAAGCAAAGGAGAAAAUACAGAUAUUCUGAUGAAAAUCCUUAAAAGUAAAUCUUCAUCAGAGAUGCCAAACUCUUUUGAAAGAAAUUGGCUUGAGCGGAUGCAAUACUUCACAGAUCAAAUUGAUCAAAAGCAGCCAAAAGCUUUAUACUGUUCUUGAAAGCUGAUAACAGAUGAGCUUUCAAGGCUAAACAAUGAAUUGCCCAAACUGUAA
This is a messenger RNA of Blepharisma stoltei, 6105 nucleotides long. The record is from the annotation of a GenBank genome assembly. Lineage: Eukaryota; Ciliophora; Heterotrichea; Heterotrichida; Blepharismidae.